Molecule: messenger RNA, 336 nt
Organism: Uncinocarpus reesii 1704
Lineage: Eukaryota; Fungi; Ascomycota; Eurotiomycetes; Onygenales; Onygenaceae
Exons: 2
Coding region: 1-336 (111 amino acids)
Source: RefSeq, a predicted model, not a curated record
AUGUCUAGACACAAUGAUUUCAACUACAGAAUGUAUUCCUCGCGAACAUGGCUGGAGGAGACAGAUAAGCCGGUAGCCGAACCGGCACUGCUAGUCGCGGAAGUCUAUGAGCUCCCGGGUAUCUUUAGAAAGGGCAAGGUUCGCGAAAGCGUAGGCCACCAGGGAAGCCUCGAAUAUCCCAAAACACCGACAAUGAAACAGACACAGCUCGAAAAUAUGAGGUUGGAGCCCGACUCUGAUCUCACACGGCCUAUAGAAAAGAAUAUGUCAACAGGGCCAUCACCUCACAUGAAGGGGUGGGGAGGUGUACUGACGGAUAUCUUCCAACAGCUGUGA